UGUUGUUUGGUGUGGAGCAGGGAGCAGCAGCAGCAGCACCACUCUCCGUCUAGCAGCGGGACUCCAGGCGGUGCUGACGUCAGCUGGCAGCCUGGGCCGCGCUCGCCGCUCCGGACACAGCGCCGACAAAAAUGCUGCUCUCCGUGCCGCCGAGGGCAGGAAUCAACCCGUACAACGGCUACAACAGCAGAAACAGCAAAAAGCAGUCCUAUGUGUCCUCUGGCCACCAGAUGGCACCCCCCAGUCCCAACACCAACAGUAGCAGCAGCAGUAGUGGCGGGGGAGGGGAACAGCUGAGUAAAACAAAUCUGUAUAUCCGUGGCCUUCAUCCUGGUACCACAGACCAAGACCUGGUCAAACUCUGCCAACCGUAUGGCAAGAUCGUGUCAACUAAGGCCAUCUUGGAUAAAACUACCAACAAAUGUAAAGGAUAUGGAUUUGUGGAUUUUGACAGUCCAACAGCAGCGCAGAAAGCCGUUACAGCGCUCAAGUCCAGUGGAGUUCAGGCUCAGAUGGCCAAACAACAGGAGCAGGAUCCCACCAACCUCUACAUCUCCAACCUGCCAGUGUCCAUGGAUGAGCAAGAGUUGGAGAGCAUGCUCAAGUCCUUCGGCCAGGUCAUUUCUACACGCAUCCUGCGAGAUGCCAAUGGGACAAGCCGUGGUGUAGGAUUUGCCAGAAUGGAGUCCACUGAAAAAUGUGAGGCCAUAAUUCAGCACUUCAAUGGCAAAUUCAUCAAAAUGCCACCAGGGAUACCCGGGCCCACAGAGCCCUUAUUAUGUAAGUUUGCUGACGGAGGCCAGAAGAAGAGACAGAACCAGGGAAAGUUUCUCCAGAAUGGAAGGCCCUGGGCGAGAGACGGAGACUCGGGAGGAAUGACGCUUGCGUAUGACCCCACAGCCUUACAAAAUGGCUUCUACUCAUCGCCCUACAGUCUGGCUCCAAAUCGGAUGCUCACCCAAACAUCUCUCUCACCUUACCUGCAUUCUCCGGUCUCAUCCUACCAGGUGCACAGCCCAUCGUGGAUGCACCAUCAGUCAUACCUCAUGCAGCCACCUGGUACAGUUCUUACACCAACCAUGGAUCAUGCCAUGUCCAUCCAGCCCACAUCCAUGAUGGGACCACUCACACAGCAACUCAGCCACCUGUCCUUGGGCAGUACGGGCACAUUUUCCCCUUGUGUCUAUCCUCCAGUAUAUUCCGGCCAGCUCAACUAUGCAGGGGACCUACAUCCCCCAGUAUACCCCAGUGCCUCCCGCCAAUAUUCCAGUAGAGGAGAAUGGUGGUCAGCAGCAUCAGGUGCAGAUGGACUCACCCCCAGAACACACAAAUUACUCAUACCAACACAACAAAUGAAGUUAUGCUCCCAGGAACAGGGAGCUGAGGGCUCGAGAUGAAUCCAAGCAAAGAGCAUUCAGCUGACGUGAACUGCUCCAUUGGCACCUGGACUUGGUUGUGGAUGACAAAAGGAACUUGUGUGUUUUUAAGACAAAGGACACAUACUUCAUUGGACUUUCUGCUCACAUCCUCAAGAGUUGAACAACCAAAGGUGGACAACUUCUUCACAGAAGCUUUGGUCUAUUUUAAUAUCUUAAAACAAAGGGAUUAAGAAUGGCGGAAACUACACAGAGCACUAUUUUUGUGCAUGUAAUAUAACAAAUUCUUAUGUUUAAAAAAAGCAUUCUGGAAAUUUCAGAGUGAUUCAAGAAAGAGUUAAAACACAACGUGUCUUUUAUUUUUUUUGUAAAAUGUGCAAAACAUUUUUUUUUUUUUCUGAUGUGUGUUUGAUAUUCUAUUUGCAGCAGUAUGGAAACAAAUUGUACAGAUUUAAGAGUUUUGCUGGCAUCGCUGUUACCAUGGGAGGCAAACCGUUUAAAGCUACUUCUUCCUGUAACUGCUGCAAAGAUUUCUAUUUAUGCACAAGUGAUAACAUUGUUUAUAGUUGAAUGAGGUCCAGCUUUGUUUAUUUUUUUUUAUUUUUUUUAACUUUAAACAGUUCUUUCAUAAGUGAACAAAAUGACAAUCAAUUAUCUCUAUUUAUAUUUGAAUUUUAAUUCUAUUUUUUUUAAAGUUUUACAUCAUGGAAACAUUUAUAGAAAAGAAAAUAUUUAAUGUUUUA
Thalassophryne amazonica is the source of this 2119-nucleotide messenger RNA. RefSeq names its product RNA-binding motif, single-stranded-interacting protein 2-like. Gene Ontology annotation, cellular component: nucleus; ribonucleoprotein complex; cytosol. The coding region runs from base 132 to 1397 and encodes 421 amino acids. NCBI's taxonomy places the organism in Eukaryota, Metazoa, Chordata, Actinopteri, Batrachoidiformes, Batrachoididae. The transcript has 14 exons. Gene Ontology annotation, molecular function: mRNA 3'-UTR binding; poly(U) RNA binding; poly(A) binding. The record is from RefSeq and is a predicted model, not a curated record.